This is a messenger RNA of Glossina fuscipes, 16127 nucleotides long. RefSeq names its product low-density lipoprotein receptor-related protein 1B (gene LRP1). Gene Ontology annotation, molecular function: calcium ion binding; protein binding. The transcript is spliced from 28 exons. Lineage: Eukaryota; Metazoa; Arthropoda; Insecta; Diptera; Glossinidae. Bases 210 to 14642 code for a protein of 4810 amino acids. The record is from RefSeq and is a predicted model, not a curated record.
AAUUUUUUCUUGCUUUUAUUAUAAAUUAAACAAAAAAAAAAAAUAAGCAAAAAUAUUUUUAAUAAAUUUGUAAUUUGCUCAAGAACAACGGAGAGGCAGAGAGAGAUAUAAAGAGAAGAGAAGAGAAGAGAAGAGAGCGUGUCUCUCGAAACCAGUUGAGGUGGUAAAAACAUUAUUAUUGUGUUUUCUUAGUGCUGCCUACGUUAAUAAUGCCGGUUUCUGCAACUUUAACAAUUCGGUCGACGUCUCCGUUAACGCUACUUCGUAAUUAUGUUGCGUUUGUUGUGCAUCAAUUAUGUUAUUUUAGCUCACUUAAUUUAAAUGUCAUUAUGUUAGUUUGUCUUGUUUUAUUAUUGUCGACAUUGUCGACAGAUUGUUUGGCUUCUAGCCUGAAACAGCCAACUUCAACGAAAAGUUCUCCACAUGUCGGUGAUAUAACGGAAAUACGUAAAAUUAGCACAUCUAGCUUUAUGUCUCCGUCAUUGUCGUCUUCGAUGCCAUCGGCACCGCCCUCAUCCAUUUCCUCGUUUCCUGCUAGUGUCAGUGGUAAUGGAGGCGGUGCUAGCGCCAGUAGCCGUUUUAAUGUGGAUUUACGUCGUUCUGGUGUUAGUGCUAGCGGUGCCAUACAUUCGCCGACCACAUUUAUCCAUGGUAGUCCCCAUCAAGUGCAUCGAACUCACAGCCGACGACCCUCAUUAUUAUCAUCAGCAUCGUCGGCAGCUGCUGCUACAGCGAGCUCAACGCUGCUAUCAGCAACAACAUCAAUGUCAUCGGUCAAACAAGUGUUUGAAGAGAAAAGAACAUGUCCUCCUUCGUAUUUUACCUGCAAUGAUGGCAAAUGCAUACCAAUGCGUUGGAAAUGUGAUUCAAAAGCGGAUUGUGAUGACAGCUCUGAUGAGACUGUAGGUUGUGCCAACGCUUCAAAAUGCAAUGAAGGUCAAUUUCAGUGCACAUCCACACACAAGUGCAUACCCAACAAUUGGGUAUGUGAUGGCGAAUACGAUUGUGGCACUCACGAUAUAUCCGAUGAAAUCAAUUGUCGCAACGAUGAAGUAUCUUGUCGUCCGUAUCAGAGUAAAUGCAGUAAUGGCUUCUGUUUAGAUAUAUCACGGUUUUGUGACGGUACCUGGGAUUGUGAUAACGACGAGGUCAAGUGCGAUACCCAAGAUGCGCAAUGCUCAACGUUAAACUGUUCAUUUAAUUGUAAGCUAACACCAUUGGGACCCACUUGCUAUUGUCCGCCCGGUCAACUUACUAUUAAUGGAACGCAAUGCAUAGAUUACGAUGAAUGCUCAGUGCAGGGCAUGUGUGAUCAAUCGUGUCGCAACACUCACGGUUCAUACGAAUGCUCUUGUGUACCGGGUUAUAUUAAACAAAAAACUCGUUGCCUAGCUUUAAACGUACCCGAGAAUGAACCUCCUUCUUUGGUAUUCUUGACGCAAACUGAGAUGCGUCGAAUAAAUGCCAACAACGGUUCUCUAAUGUCACACAUCAAUUCAGCUGAUGUAUCCGCAAUUGAGGUUUGGCAUCGUAAUCGCACUCUUUGUGCCAUGUAUUCAAGCCCUUGGACUGCGGUUAAUAUGAAAUGUCAUCGUAUAGAUGAUUUGAAUGUCAGCUGGGCAAUGGUAUUGCCGGAAUUAAUUACUAGUACACACUUUAUCGAUAAAUUACGUCUCGAUUGGAUAUCGGGCAAUUGGUAUUUUCUGAGCAACGAGCCUGGUUUAGUAUUCAUGUGCAGCAAUUCCAUGAAAUAUUGCCGUAUCAUCUUGGAAAACAUACAAAAUCCUUCAUCAAUGGUUUUGGAUCCCACGAAAGGUUUUAUUUUUUUUACCGAAUGGAGUCCGAGCUUAUCACGCGCCAACCUUGAUGGCACAAAUCAUACAAUUUUGGUUUCAUCUCAGAUUUACUAUCCCAGCUGGGUAACAUUGGACUUACCAAAUGAACAUGUAUACUGGAUUGACAUAUAUAAGGACUUUAUUGAACGCGUUAACUAUGAGGGCGGCCAACGAUGGUCUAUGAAAAAAACCCACGAUACUCACGUGCCUUUUAAAACUUUACAUUCGGUAGAGAUUUUUGAAAAUACUGUCUUUAUUGCACCAUGGAGCGAUACAGUGAUCAUUACAAUGGAUAGAUUUACGCUGGAAGCAAAACAAAUUGUUAGCGAUGUUAAACGACCUUACGAUUUUCGCAUCUUUCACCGCCAAAAGCAACCUGUAGUGGCCCAUCCAUGUCGUGUUAACAAUGGAAAUUGUAAUCAGAUUUGUGUGCCGCAUUGGACUAAAAGUUUCGCUGAAGCCAAAUGCAUGUGUUCACACGGUUAUAAAUUACACAACAAUACCGAAUGCGAGCUGCUGCGCUAUGAGAGAUUUCUCCUUGCGGCUCGUCAACGUUUGGCUAACAUUGCUGGUAUACCGUUAACGCAACAGCACAAGUAUUUGGAUGCAAUGGUACCCAUUUAUAAUGUCACUUGGCCAUUGGGUGUUGAUGUAAACGUCCGUCAAAAGUUGAUCUAUUUCAUACAAUCGAAUAACCACGGUUUUCUGUUGCACAGUCAAAGCAUUGAUGGCAAACAACGCAAAAUCCUUGCACAAGGAAGUGAUAGCGCAUCUGUGUUGGCAUACGAUUGGUUGGCUGACAAUCUUUAUUGGAGUGGUGUGGAUAGCAUACAUGUGGCCUCUGUACAAAAUAUGAGCAAAAUUGUUUCAUUGCCCAUUAAACGGGAAGCUAUGUCCUUAGCUAUUGAUCCUAUUGGCGGAUUCUUAUAUUGGUCACAUUGGAUGGCCGGAGAAAAGAAAGCAGUUAUCUAUCGUUCCUGGCUAGAUGGUACCCACAAACACUUAUUAAUGGAAUCAACAGCGCAAAUGCCAAUGAAGUGGCCCUUAAGUUUAAACAUAGACCGGCGCAGCAAACAUAUCUAUUGGUGCGACGUAAAAGAAAGCACUAUAGAGCGCAUGAAUUUGGAUGGCACUAAUCGUACAAUACUCUUCAAAGAUGGUCAAUUCCAUCCGAUAGCGAUGACGUUUCAUAAUGGUUUUAUUUAUUGGGUCGACAAUAAAAACGGAACUAUAAGGCGUUUUAAUAUCCAUCACUUAAAUCACUCGAUAGCCAAUGAAACGCAUACCGAGGUUUUUUCUUUAGAAAGAGGACGUACAUCGAAUUUGCGCAUGUUUGAUAUAGCGACUCAGCCGUUCGGUUCGAAUAACCCUUGCGCCAAUACAUUAUGUCCCGGCGUGUGCUUCAAUACACCACUUUCGGCGGUUUGUCGUUGCCCAGAUCGGUAUUCUUUGAAUGGUACAGGCUCCCAGUGUGUACCUUAUGCAAAGGAAAAAUUGGAAAAAAAUUGUACUAACGGUUUUCAGUGUUCUGCCACUGAACAAUGUGUAGAUCUUAAGGAUUUAUGCGACGGUUUUGAUGAUUGCGAUGACGCCAGCGAUGAAAGCUUUGCAAAGGAUGGACCUUGUAACCCACUUAAAUGUGAUCCGAAUGUGCACUUCGUGUGUAACGGAAGGUGCUAUCAACGCACAUUGAUGUGUAGUUCUAUCAACUACUGUCCUGAUGGAGAAGAUCAACGCAACUGUGAACAGCAUUCGUGUAAUAGUCAUGAGUUCACCUGCUUUAAAACAGGUAAAUGUAUACAAUUAUCUUGGGUUAACGACGGAGUAGUGGACUGCGGCCCCGACGAUUCUUCAGAUGAGGGCGAUGAAGUUGUAUUUGAAGAAAAAUGCCCUGAACACAUGUGUGAAAAUGGUGUUUGUGUUGCGCUCUCGGCCAUUUGUGAUGGUAUCAACCAAUGUGGCGACAAUUCCGAUGAAAGUGAUUGCGCAAGCAUCGAAUGUGGCCCUGGAGAACGAUUUUGUAUGCCCAUUGGUUGUUAUGAUGAAACUAGUAUAUGUGACGGAAUACACGAUUGCUUGGAUUUCAGUGAUGAAAGCAAUUGUAAUACAACCAAAAGUGAUAACCAUGCUAUCGGAUUAGGUGAAGCACAUCAAUGUGGGCCCUUUGAAUUUGGCUGCUCUGACCCAUUUGAAUGUAUUCCGGACUUUAUGCAUUGCGAUGGUGUCGAUCAUUGCUUUGAUAAAUCGGAUGAAUUAAAUUGUACUGAAGUCCAUGAUUCUAAAGUGAAUUUUAAUGAAAGCAUAAUAUGUCAACUCCCCGAUCGUUUUUGUCCUGAUUCCAAUAAGUGCAUAACCGUGCGUCAGUUAUGCGAUGGUAAUAUGGAUUGUCCCGAUGGUACUGAUGAGGGCUUUUUGUGCUAUGAAAAACUGUGCGAACAGACGCACGAAUGUUCACAUCAUUGUCAUAAUGCUCCCGAAGGAUUCGUCUGUUCCUGCCCAGCGCACAUGUUCCUAAUGCCCAAUGGCAAAAGGUGCAGCAUGCAACAUGCAUGCGAGCAUUGGGAUACUUGUUCACAGAUCUGCAGCACAGCUGGAAAAAGCUACGACUGUAAGUGUCUCGACGGAUACGAUUUGCAAUACGAUCAUUUUAGUUGCAAAAGUAUGUCCUCCGAUAAUCCUUACAUAAUAUUUACCAACCGCCAAGAGAUCAGAGGGGUGAACCUGAAAACGUCAACUAUAAGCAACUUUUAUACGUCCUUGCGUAAUACCAUAGCUUUAGAUUUUCUGUACAGCAACGAGUCUAGCCAAAUUUUUUGGACCGAUGUUAUAGAUGACAAAAUUUACCGUGGUCAGUUGAUGGGAGAAGUGUUGCAUAAGGUGGAAGCAGUUGUACACUCAGGCUUAUCAACUACAGAAGGUUUAGCAGUUGAUUGGAUUGGUUUAAAUUUAUAUUGGAUUGACUCGAACCUGGAUCAAAUUGAAGUGGCCAAGCUCAAUGGAAGUUUCAGGCGUACUUUAGUAGCCGGUGACAUGGAAAGUCCACGGGCUAUAGCGUUAGACCCGCGUGAAGGUCUCUUAUUUUGGACGGAUUGGGAUGAAAACUAUCCACGUAUAGAGCGCUGUUCUAUGGCUGGAGAACAACGGCAAGCCAUUUCUACGACAUCACAGGUUUCGGCUGGUUGGCCUAACGGUUUAACAUUGGACUACACCCAAAAGCGAGUUUACUGGGUAGAUGCCAAAUCUGAUUCAAUUUAUACUAUCAAAUAUGACGGUUCGGAUGUUCACUUAGUUUUAAGAAAUCGCGAUAUUCUGUCGCAUCCAUUUGCUAUAACCGUUUUCGAAAAUUACGUUUAUUGGACUGACUGGAGAACUACGUCAGUAAUUAGAGCAAAUAAAUGGAAUGGUACUGACAUUCAAGUCAUACAAAGAACCCAAACUCAGCCAUUUGGUAUCCAAGUAUUGCACUCGAGCCGACAGCCACAUGCCGAAAAUCCUUGUGAACGUAACAAUGGUGGGUGUUCACAUCUAUGUUUACUGGAUCUGAAAGGUAGAUAUCAGUGCGCUUGUCCCCAUGUUAUGCGAUUAGAUUCGACGGAUAAUCGUACUUGCAUAGCCAAUGAACAAGUGUUACUGUUCAUAAUGGGUGAUGAGAUACGUGGUAUCGAUCUAAUGCAACCUAAUCAUCAUACCAUACCGACUAUACGGCAGUCACCACAAGUCUUAGCACCUCAACGCAUUGAUUUCACGGUUGACGAUAAUCGCAUUUAUUGGUCGGAUGUACAGUUAAAUGAAAUCAAAACAGCGGGAAUUUCGAAUGGUAUCAUCCAAACCAUUAUAAACACCGAUAUACAAAAUCCGUUUGGUUUGGCCAUUGAUUGGAUAGCCAAGAAUAUAUAUUUCUCUACAGGAAAAACAAUAUGUGAUAUAUGGGCUAGCAAUCUGAAAGGGGAAUAUGUCACUCAAAUUCUUACGGGCCUAAAUAAAAUCGAGAGUAUUGCUCUAGAUCCGGCCAACGGCAAAAUGUUUUGGAUUCAAUCAGAGCGUUCCUUGCAACUAUGGCAAAUUGAACAAAGUAAUUUGGAUGGUUCAGGCCGUAUUAUUCUCUAUGAAUAUAAUAACACUUUAUUAUCAUUGACAAUGGACUAUGAGUCUGAACGUUUGUAUUACGUUUACGACAAUUCUGGCAUAGCAUAUUACGACUUUCAAAAACGAGAAGUGGUUGAUGUUUUACCAGCCAGCAAUGUUAUGACCAUAAGUUCAGUUACCAUUUACAACGGCACCGUUUACUUUCCUGAGAAUAUACAAAGUGUUAUAAUGAGCUGCGAUAAGGAUAAAUGUGCGGAAUAUUCCAUGUUAAGGAAAAACACGAAAAGUAUUCAAUCACUAAAAAUGUUUUACGCUGAAGCCCAGGUGGGCUCAAAUACUUGCAGUGGUCCUCUGAAAGGCGGUUGCUCUCACUUGUGUUUAGCAUUAUCGCCCACGGAGCAUGCGUGUGCUUGUGCCAUGGGUUAUCGUUUCAAUCCAGAAAACCCAACCCAAUGUCUAGGAUAUGAGGAAUUCCUAUUCUAUUCCAAUCAUGAACUAAAAGGAUUAGAAAUCUAUGAUCCUUUGAAAUCCUUAGAACAGCAAGGACAAAAAAUGGCUUUGGGUCCCAUUUCGCGAAUUUCUUUGGCUUCGUUCAUCGACUAUCAUGCUGCUCGAGACUACCUUUAUUGGGGUGAUAACGAACGCGGUACAAUAUCGCGCAUUAAACGUGAUGGCACCGGUCGCGAAGAUAUUAUUAAGUCGUUAGAUUGGAUGGAUAAUCGUCAAUUGGAUUGGUUGGGUGGGUUGGCGGUCGAUUGGGUAGCCGAAAAUAUAUAUAUCAGCGAUCUUAAGCGAAACAUUAUUGAGGUGGCCCGUUUAGACGGUUCGCAACGUUACGUGGUUAUAUCAAACGUGAUUAAGCCUACGGCUUUAGCAGUAGAUCCCGUUCAAGGUUUACUAUUCUACGUAGCCGAGGGAAUUAUCGGACGUACCGGCCUGGAUGGUAGCCAGCCGUUAGUUUUAGUAAACCAUCAGAAACUUAUCAACAAUCUGGUUUUGGAUAUUGAUAGCACCAGAGUUUACUGGUGUGAAAAUGCCAAGAAUUCUUCUUCACAGCCAGCUAUUAUGAAAGUAGAUUAUGAUGGGAACCUUAAGGCGGCUUUAUUGAAUCACAGUUUAGAACAUCCUGUAGCAGUGGCCAAAUUAGAUGAUUAUCUGUAUUGGGCGGAUAAUAGCCAUAAUAAGGGUAGCAUCAAAGUGGCUAAUUUUAAUGAUUUAAACGAUUCCAAAGAGCUAAAACGUUUGGAAGGCUACGCUCUGAAGGAUAUGAAAAUAUUUUCGAAACGUUUGCAGAAGGGCGUCAAUUUUUGCUCAGAAAAUAAUGGGGGCUGCCAAGAGCUAUGUUUAUAUAACGGCACUUCAGCAAUAUGCGCUUGCACGCAUUCCCGAGUGGCUAGUGACGGCCUUUCUUGUGAGCCUUACGAUAGUUUUUUGUUGUUCUCUUAUCGAAGCACUAUUGAAAGCGUUCACUUGACGGAUCACACAAAUAAGAAUGGACCUGUCAAAUCAAUACAUAAUACCACCUACAUGAUGAACGUUAUCGCUCUCUCUUAUGAUUACGAGAGAAGUCUGCUUUUCUACUCGGAUGUAGUUCUUAGCACAAUUAAUGCAGUUUACUUCAAUGGGAGCCAAAAUCGUGUUCUAAUUAGUCAUCAAGGCCGUGUUGAAGGUUUAGCUUUCGACGCUGUCAACAAUAUGCUUUUCUGGACGUCGAAUAACGAUGCUUCAAUUUGUAGUUUAAAUUUACACGAAAUUACCGAUGGCGCUGACAAUAACACCCAACUUGUAAGUCGUAUACGUGUUCUAAAUUCGAAAGACAAGCCGCGAGGCAUUGCAGUAGAGCCUUGCUUGGGCAUGAUAUAUUGGACUAACUGGAAUGAGGAUUUGCCGUCCAUACAAAGAGCUUUUGUAACUGGAUUUGGUUUAGAGUCGGUUAUACGUUCCGAAAUUAAAAUGCCCAACGCUAUCACUUUAGAUCUGGAGGAACAAAAGUUAUAUUGGGCAGAUGCGCGAUUGGACAAAAUCGAAAGAGCCAAUUAUGACGGUACUCAUCGUGUGGUGUUAGCUCAUUCUACACCUAAACAUCCCUUUGCUAUAGCCGUUUCUGGAGAUUUAUUAUUUUGGUCUGAUUGGGUCUUGGGGGCUCUAGUGAGAGCUAAUAAAUACACCGGGGCAGACGUUGUAUUUCUCCGUGAUCGAAUUGAUCGUCCCAUGGGUGUGGUAGCUGUACAAAAUACUACCGUCAAUUGCGAUGCCAACCAAUGCAAGAUUUUAAAUGGGGGCUGCGAAGAUGUUUGCAUACUCAGUAAAAAUGGUACCGCCAGUUGUCAAUGCACACGAGGUAUACUAGCAACCGAUGGCAAACGUUGCAUACAGCCAUUAAAUACAAAUUGCAAGAAGGAUCAAUUCCUUUGUCGUUCCGGUGAAUGUAUACCUUUAGAUUUAACCUGUGACAGUAUUCCUCAUUGUUUAGAUUCAUCCGAUGAAAUGCGCAGUUAUUGCAUCAUACGCGCCUGCCCUAAAGAAUUCUUUAUGUGCAACAAUCAUCGAUGUAUACCACAACAGCAGACUUGUGAUGGAGUACAUCAAUGUGGUGAUGGUUCAGACGAAUCGGAAUUAGUAUGCAAAUGUGACCCCGAAAAAUUCAGAUGCGGUAGUGGAGAGUGUAUAGCUCAUCAGUUUGUCUGCGAUCAUGUGCGAGACUGUAAAGAUUUUAGUGAUGAGAAAAAUUGCCCGCCCUCCGAAUGCCCCAAUGGAAAUGCGCUUUAUGAACACUGUGCUAAUUCUACUUACUGUUUCAUGCCUGCCUGGCGUUGUGACGGAGAAGAAGAUUGCCCCGAUGGUACGGACGAACAAGAUUGUGAUCAUGUCACAAAGGUAGCUUGCGGAUCCGGACAGUUUCAAUGCUCUAACGGUCAUUGCAUUAAUGAAAAGUGGCGCUGCGACGGUGAAAAUGAUUGCAAGGAUUCGCAAACGGAUGAAGCCCUUAGUUCUGAUGAGGUUGGUUGUCGUUUACAAUGUAAGCCAAACGAAUUCCGCUGCGAUAACACUUGCAUACCGAGUCAGUGGCAGUGUGACAACAAGCCUGAUUGUGAAGAUGGCUCAGAUGAGGGAGCCCAAUGUCAGAAUCGGGUUUGCCAAUCUCAUUUAUUUAAAUGCAAAUCAUCUGGGCGCUGCAUACCCCAAAAAUGGGUGUGCGAUGGGGAACGCGACUGUCCUGGCCAAGAGGCUGAAGAUGAAGCUGAGCACUGCGCCGUUGCUUCAGUUCCUCACAUAAGUAAUUGCGCUGCGCCCUCUUUCCUUUGCUCAAACGGCGUAUGUUUAAAUAGUCGUUUAGUGUGUGACGGUGACAAUGAUUGCCCCAAUGGCGAAGAUGAAUAUGAGGAUUGUAUAUCUUAUGACACUAAGACGCUAGUUUGUUCGCCUUUUUCUGAGUUUCAGUGUCAAAACCUAGAAUGUAUUCCAAAAAAUUUGACCUGCAAUUCGCAUCGAGAUUGCUUAGAUGGUUCUGAUGAAUCAGUUGAGCUUUGUGGUACUUUGCCUUUGACUUGUCUUCAAGGUCAUCAAUGUAAAAACAAAGCUUGUAUAUCCAAAGAAUUUUUGUGCGAUGGACGUAAUGACUGCGGUGACUUUAGCGAUGAAUCACUAUGUAACAUCAACGAGUGCUUAACGCCUGACAUUUGCGAACAUAUGUGUGUAGAUAAGAAAAUCGGUUAUGAAUGCCAGUGCCGAGACGGUUACAAAUUACAUGCGUCCAAUCAUCACUUAUGUGAUGAUGUAGAUGAAUGCGCAACUGUUCACAAUUGCACUCAAAUGUGUGUUAAUACUUACGGCUCGUAUAAAUGUCUAUGCUCACAGGGUUACCAACUCAAAGAUGAUCAGCACACCUGCAAAGCCGUUAGCAAUGAAACAGUUAAAUUGAUAUUCUCAAAUCGCUAUUAUAUACGUCAGGUUGAUAUGCGUGGUAAUGGUUCGAUAUUAAUACAUCAGCUAUCGAACGCUGUUGCUUUAGAUUUUGAUUGGGACUCCAAAUGUUUAUUUUGGUCCGACGUCACAACGACUGUAGGCAUGAUUAAAAGACAUUGUCAAACGGAAAAUAAAACCACUACGUUGCAUCAAGCUAUGCUCAAGAAUCCUGAUGGCUUGGCAGUAGAUUGGGUUGCCAAGAAUUUGUAUUGGUGUGAUAAAGGAUUGGACACGAUUGAAGUGUCGCAAUUAGACGGCAAAUAUCGUCGUGUAUUAAUCAAUGAAAAUCUUCGAGAACCUCGGGCUGUUGCCUUAGACCCUUAUCAUCGCUUUCUGUAUUGGUCCGAUUGGGGUGAUAGUCCUCAUAUAGGCAAAGCGGGUAUGGAUGGUUCCAAUGCUCGCAUGAUUAUACGGGAGAAUCUAGGUUGGCCUAAUGCUCUAACAAUAUCAUUUGAGAGUAAUCAAUUAUUUUGGGGCGACGCCAGAGAAGACACAAUUUCUGUGUCCGACUUAGAUGGCAAAAAUAUAAGACUACUAAUGGCUCGCAAAUUAAAUCCACAUUUAAAUUUGCAUCACAUAUUUGCUAUAGCCGUAUGGGAGGAUAAGAUCUAUUGGUCUGACUGGGAAAUGAAAUCAAUUGAAUACUGCAACCGAUUUACGGGACAGAACUGUUCUACUCUCAUAACAACCAUACAUAGGCCCAUGGAUUUAAGAAUUUACCAUCCGUACCGGCAACAGCAACCUUUGGUACCAGCUGGCAAUCCCUGUAUUCACGCCAACUGUUCGACCUUGUGCUUGCUAGCUCCUGAGGAACCAUACUACAAAUGCGCUUGUCCGAACAACUUUGUGUUGGAUGAGGAUGGCCAAUCGUGUCAUGCGAAUUGUACAGCUGCGCAUUUCCAAUGUUCUCAAACUUACAAAUGCAUACCAUUUUAUUGGAAAUGCGAUACACAGGAUGAUUGCGGUGACGGUAGUGAUGAACCCGAAAGCUGCCCGCCUUUCCAUUGUGAACCUGGUCAGUAUCAAUGCGUAAAUAAAAAGUGCAUACAUCCGUCAGCUAUAUGUGAUGGAAUCGAUCAAUGCGGUGACAAAUCAGACGAACAAAACUGUGAUAAAUUUACCUGUUUUGAGAAUCACAUGAAAUGUGAGGCCACUUCGACUACUUCGGCAUUUUGUAUAGACAACGUUAAGAAAUGCGACGGUGUGCGUGACUGUCCCAAUAGAGAAGAUGAAACGGGAUGUACACCUUUAAAUUGCAAACCAGAUCAAUUUCAAUGCGGUAAUAAUCGUUGCAUACCGUACGUAUGGGUUUGUGAUAAUGAUAAUGAUUGCGCAGACAAAUCCGAUGAAAUGAAUUGUGAGCAGAUGACUUGUGAAUCGACAGAUUUUCGAUGCAAUUCUGGCCGGUGUAUACCUAUGGCUUGGCGCUGCGAUGGCGAAGAUGAUUGCCCCAGUGGCGAAGAUGAGCCUCCUACUUGUCAUUCCUCUAAGGAGAAUUGUGAUCCCACGUACUUCAAAUGCAACAACUCAAAAUGCAUUCCCGGCCGUUGGCGAUGCGAUUAUGAAAACGACUGUGGUGACGGCAGCGACGAAUUGAACUGCCAAAUGCGAAAUUGUUCGGAAAGUGAAUUUAGAUGCGGUACAGGGAAGUGUAUCAAACAUGAUCAUCGCUGUGAUGGUGAGAUACAUUGUGAUGAUAGUAGCGAUGAAAUCAAUUGCAAUAUCACUUGUAAAGUAAAUCAAUUUAAAUGCGCUGCUUUCAAUACGUGCAUCAACAAACAAUACCAAUGUGAUGGCGAUGAUGAUUGCCCUGACGGCUCGGAUGAGGUACAGUGUACUUGUCCUUUUGAUCAUUUCACUUGUGCAAAUGGGAAAUGCAUAAUGUCCAGAUGGAAAUGUGAUGGUUGGGAUGAUUGCACUGAUGGCAGUGACGAAAGUUUGGCCACAUGCGCGCAUGUGCAUUGUCAUGCUAACGCUUUCAAAUGUUCCAACCUUAAGUGCAUAAGGAAAUCUGCUCUCUGCGAUGGUGUGAGUGAUUGUGAUAACGACGAAGAUGAGUCGGAUAAGGUAUGUGCUGCUUUGCCCAAAUGCCGUCAUGAUCAAUUUCAGUGUGAAAAUGAAGACUGUAUAUCGAAAAACUUUCGUUGUGAUGGUCAAUACAAUUGCAUUGACGGCUCGGACGAGAUGAAUUGUCAGCCACCUGUUUGCGGCUUUGGUACUUGCUCGCAAAUUUGUAUAGAAAAAAAGGCUGGCCAUUUUAACUGUAAAUGUACUGAAGGAUAUCAUAAGGGAUCACAAAAAAAUGCGACUUGUUUAGCUUCGGGGCCCGAUCAAGUCUUGCUUUUGGCCUCCGAGCAAGAAUUUCGGUUUAUUUUGCCAGCUAAGCAAGAGGGUACUACGGUGGUAGGCUUCUUUCAAACUGACAGCUUAAAGAUUGAUGUUUUCGAUAUAUUAAUAAGAGCCAAGGAUACACUAUUGUUUUGGAUAGAUUCUCACCAUGGAAAAGUACAUACUAUGAAAAUAGCCACCCCACAGCCGGAAGUUGUAACAGUAAGAAUACGUCGCGACCUUAAGGAGUUAACUGCAUUUAAUAUACCCGAUCUAGAUGAUCCCAAGUCAUUAGCUAUUGAGUGGAUUACCCAAAUGGUUUAUGUGAUCGAUUCGAAGCAUAAUAAAAUUUUGGUAACAGAUAUAGAUGGAAAAAAAUAUAGCACCUUGGUUUCGACAGGUUUAAAUCCCACGGACAUAGUCGUAGAGCCCGAAUCGAGGGUCAUGAUAUGGUCGACAUUGGAAAAUGGCAUUUUAAUGGCUUCGUUGGACGGCAGUAAUAAAAAGAGCUUGGUAGAAAGAGAUGUUGGCUGGCCAAUUAGCUUAUCUAUAGAUUAUCCUACCGGGCGUUUAUACUGGGCUGAUUACCGCAAGGGUACCAUUGAAACAUGUCGUCUGAAUGGCAAAGAACGUAAUGUUGUUAGGAGAUUCUCAAAUAAGGAAAAGCCACAGAAGAUUGACGUAUUUGAAGAUUAUCUGUAUAUAAAGCUAUAUGAUCAGAGCAUAAUAAAAAUGAACAAAUUUGGCAACGAUAAUGGUACCUAUUUGUUGAAAGGUUACAGAUCGUCGGAUAUUGGAAUUUUACACCCUUUGAAACAAAAUCGCAACAUAACAAAUCCUUGCUCGAAGGAACCCUGCAAAACAAAACGUGCUCUUUGCAUUUUGUCCUCCGAGAGUUCGUUUGGUUAUAGUUGCAAAUGUCCUAACGAUUUAGUCGAUGUUGAGAGUGAAUGCAAAGACCCGACGGAGAUACCUAAUUAUUGCCCUUUACCUUGUAACCUAGGAACUUGUAAGAUUGUGGACAAGGUACCGAAAUGUGUAUGCCAACCGCAGUUCGAAGGAGAAUUUUGUGAACAUUAUCGUUGCUCGGGUUAUUGCCUAAAUUAUGGUUUAUGUGUAAUUGCUCCACAAAUACCCGGAUCUUCAGAACCCCCUCCUUUAAAAUGCAGCUGCACGCCUGGAUGGUCGGGACCACGUUGUGAGACCUCUGUACCGGAAUGUCAGAGUAGAUGCCAUAAUGGUGGUUCUUGUCUGAUAACUGAAGAAGGUAUGAAAUGUACCUGCCCAUCUAUGUAUUUUGGAGAACAAUGUGAACAUUGCAUUAAUCUAACUUGCGCCAACGGUGGCAUUUGCCGCGAGACCCUGACCGGUGCUACGCAAUGUGAAUGUCCAGAUGGAUACACUGGCAAACGCUGUGAAGUGAAUGUCUGUUCAGACUUCUGCAAGAAUGGCGGCUCGUGCAGUAUUGGCUCUAAAGGUGGUCCUUUAUGUCAAUGUUCACCCGGUUUCUAUGGCGAACAAUGUGAGUCCGAUUCUUGUGCCAAUUAUUGCCUCAAUGGUGGGCUCUGCGCCGAUCGCGGUCAAAAACUGAUUUGCACUUGUUCGGAACGCUUUGUAGGAGAGCGUUGUGAAACUGAUCUAUGUAAGACUUCCAGUCCGCCACAAUUUUGUGAUGCUACAGAAAUUCCGUCCCGAAAUCCCUGCGUUGGAAUAGUGUGUCAAAAUAGUGGCAUUUGUCACAUCAUAAAAGGUGUGGCCAUGUGUAAUUGUACAGAUCAAUGGAAUGGCGAAUUCUGCGAAAGACCUUUCGCGGAUGAUAAUCCAUGUAUACGUUACUGCCGCAAUAAUGGUGUUUGUCACUUGGACGCCUACACUGUGCCUCACUGUUCUUGUGUAGGCGAAUGGGAGGGUGACGCUUGUGACAAACCACCGGAAUGUAUUAGCGAAUGUGGUGUUUGUCGUACGGGCAGUUCAAUCAACGAAUGUAUCUGCAAUGAUGACAGAAUAGUACCAUGUUUGGCUGAUAGCGCUGAUGCUUUAAGUAGUGAACGACAACAUUCAGCUAAUGUUUUAUCUAUUUUGGCCGCAGUGCUGGCGUUAGCUAUUUUGCUGAUAGCACUACUCGGUGGUGGCGUGUACCUGAUAAAGAAACAUCGAAUUUCGCAGCCAUUUUCACAUGCUCGCUUAACCGAUAAUGUUGAGAUUAUGUUAACCAAUCCCAUGUACAGAGGAGAUGCUGAUGACACGCCCGCAUUUGUUCACGAAGAUGAUAAAGGCAACUUUGCUAAUCCCGUUUAUGAGUCUAUGUAUGCUGAUGCCAUUGUUGAGCCACCUAUACCGGAGAACGUUUUAAGCACGGCACCAGAUGAACGUAAAGGUCUUCUACAGCAUUCACACGAUGAUAAUCACACACCUGAUAUUCUUUGAUGAUUAACUAUGCAUGAAAUUUGCUAAAAAUCAAUUUUUAAGCCAUAAUUAGUCAUUUAAUUAUAGUCCUAAAACAUCACACACCUAUUGUAAACAGUAACAAUCACAACAGCAACAACAAGAAAAUCAAAGCAAUUGUCACUGACAUCACAGCACAAAAUUAUACUUGAAUUCUAAGAAGAAGAAGAAGAAGAAGAUACACGUAUAAGAACAUAUUUGUUGAGAUAGAACAAUCCACACACAAUUUAAGCAUCUUCCUUCGCAAUAAUAAUCCUAAAAAGAGAAUUUUUUUUUGUACUUUUUGAAAACACGAAGAAAAUGAAAAUAAUGAUAACAACAAUAAGAACAAGGACUGAUAGUAUAGUUAUUUCUUUGAACAAACAGGAACAAAACGAAAACAUGAUGAAAUUAUUUUUAUUUGUUUCAUAUUUUUUAUUGCUUUCAAUUUAUAAUGGAGUUAAGUUUAAAGAAAAAAAAAAAAUUUUUUUUUUUUUACAUUUUUUUAUAUUACAACUUCCAUCUGCAAUAUAUUAGACAAUUAUUGUUAUUAUGCUUAACAUGUUCAGAAGUGGCCUGUUACAGUGGAAUCCUUUUAUAUAUAUGGACUUGUUUAUUAGCUGUUAGCCAGUUAUUUUGGUGCAUCAAUUAACACAGAGUGGUUCUUAUAGUCAAAGUGAACUGAAUAAUUUACGUGGAUUACCUCUUAUAAAGUAAAGUGUACGUCAAUAGUUACCCAUUUUAUCCUUCUUUCAUUUAAUAUAUGUAUUGAUAUAUCCUUUUUAUUACGAAACACAUACUUAACAUUUUCACUUUUCUUCCUCUUUCGCACAGAAAACAUUUGUGCCAUUUAUAAGUCAUGUAUCGUGUAAGACCGAUGAAGAGAGCGAGCUUUAAUAUAAGUUAUUUCGUUGAAAGCAAACCAUCCAUGUCUAAAUCUAAAGAUUUUUCCCCUUCUCUCUAAAAAAUAUUAAUCUAAAGGAGAAAUAGUUGUUGAAUGCAGAGGAAACUUAUCAUCGUAGGCUUAAAAACAUUCAGUCAAGUUAUUCUCCGAAGUCCAAAGUUCGAAGUUAUGCAAUUACAUAACAAGCAUUCAAUUCAUUCAGCAAUUUAGCAACGAGACUGUGUAUCCAUGACAAGGUCAUAACCCUUUCUCGUGUUUUUCUCCCUAUUUAAGCUUGGGAAUCUGCCCUAACUAUGAACUUUGAUUUCCCUUCAAUUUCCAAAUUUCAAUAAAUUGCAACAUAUUAAGCGUGCACAACAACAAUUUUAAAACAUUCUCAAAAAUUGCAGCACGGCGGCACGUAUAUUGUGUCACCGCCGCAAAAGACUUUUUUGAGGGAACAGAACAUAUUGUCCUGAUGAAAUGGAGUCAAUCAUCUAACGAACAACAGUAGUCCUUGGCUGUCUUCCCUUAAAAUUGGUUCAAAAUUAACGUGUAGUCUUAAGAUCUGUUUAGGGAACAUUGCGCAAGAUAAUUUAUGUCUG